Molecule: messenger RNA, 615 nt
Organism: Penicillium macrosclerotiorum
Lineage: Eukaryota; Fungi; Ascomycota; Eurotiomycetes; Eurotiales; Aspergillaceae
Exons: 2
Coding region: 1-615 (204 amino acids)
Source: RefSeq, a predicted model, not a curated record
AUGAUUGGCAGCCUGUUCUUCAUCUUUAAUCGGUUGGUGGAGAUCACCUUCCUGAUCCCGAUCAUUGGUAUCAUGGCCUAUUUCGUCCAUGGCUAUCUCCAAGCCAACAUGCUCACUCCGCCCUACAUCCUGGUUCUCUUCAUCGUCAGUGUGAUCGCGGUCUUCUGGGCCGUCGACACGCUGAUCCGCUUCUCGACCACCAAGCGCUCGGCGUUCUUCGUCUCCUUCGUGGACAUGCUGUUCUUUGGUGCCUUCAUCGCCGGCGUCUACCAGCUGCGCUUCAUUGCGAACGCGGACUGUGGUCACUGGGACGGCGGCUCAGUCUGGGUAUCCCUGGGUCCUUUCGGCGAGUACGGCCAGAGCACAAAUAACCCCCUGGCCGACCACGUCAACAAGACCUGUGCGAUGCUGAAGACCACCUUUGCGAUGGGCAUCAUGGAGGUCAUCUUCUUCAUCUGGACCGCCUUCUUGGCCCUCUUCAUCCACUCCAAGAACCGCGAGGUUAUCGUGAAGGAGACCACCGUCCGUCGCCGGAGCCACAGCAGCCGCCGUGGUCAUUCCAGCUCGCACCACCGCCACCGCAGCUCUAGCCGCCGGCCGCACUAUGUGGUGUAG